CCAAAAACUCAUAAAUAAGGUUGCAAGGAGACCCACAAAUAUCUUGAGCAGCAAUGAACAUUAAGCUUUUAUUCAUCUUCUCCAUCACAUGCUUAUGCAUGCUUUCUUCCUCCAACGGGAGGACGGGUCGCAACGACGGUCUUCCCGUUCGAGCUGUGAAUCUUGGCGGGUGGCUUGUUACAGAAGGCUGGAUUAAACCUUCCCUUUUCGACGGCAUCCCCAACAAAGAUCUAUUGGAUGGAAGUGGCGUGCAGUUGAAAUCUGUGACUGUGGGAAAGUAUUUGUGUGCCGAAACAGGAGGAGGAACAAUUAUAGUUGCAAACAGAAGCUCUGCAUCUGGAUGGGAAACCUUCAGUUUAUGGAGGAUCAACGCAACGACUUUUAACUUGAGAGUUUUUAACAAACAAUUUGUGGGAUUAGACAGCCAUGGAAAUGGGGUUGACAUUGUAGCUGUAGCAAAUGCACCUUCUCAAAUUCAGACAUUUCAUAUUGACAGAAAUCCCAAUGAUUUGAAACGCGUACGAAUUAGAGCCUCCAACGGCUUCUAUCUUCAGGUGAAGAGUGAGGAAUUAGUAAGUGCAGAUUAUGAAGGAAAUGAUGGAUGGGGAGACGAUAAUCCAUCAGUUUUUAUAUUGUCCAUAAGCAGAGGAUUGCAAGGUGAAUAUCAGAUCACUAAUGGCUAUGGCCCUCUCCUCGCUCCACCAGUUAUGAAGGAACACUGGAGCACAUAUAUAGUAGAAGAUGAUUUCAAAUUCAUAAAAGAGAAUGGAUUGAACGCAGUGAGAAUCCCAGUAGGUUGGUGGAUUGCUAGUGACCCCAAUCCACCAAAGCCCUACGUUGGGGGUUCAUUGCAAGCUCUUGACCAUGCCUUCUCCUGGGCUGAAAAAUACGGAAUCAAGGUGAUAAUCGAUCUUCAUGCUGCACCGGGCUCCCAGAACGGUUGGGAGCACAGUGCCUCUAGAGAUGGAUCACAGGAAUGGGGACAAACGGACGAAAACAUCCAACAAACCGUCGAUGUCAUUGACUUUCUAACUGCGCGGUAUGCAAAGAGCCCGAGCCUAUUCGCAGUGGAGCUGCUCAACGAGCCUCUUUCGCCGGGAGUGUCACUGGACAGACUCACCAAGUACUACAGAGCUGGUCUGGAAGCUGUACGGCGCCAUUCGCAGACGGCCUACGUCAUACUGUCCAACAGAUUAGGACCUCACGAACCUCUAGAACUCUUGGAUUUUGCUAAAGGAUUUACGAAAGUUGCCAUCGACGUGCAUCACUACAAUCUCUUCAGCCCGAUAUUCGACAACCUAAGUGUUCAACAGAACAUCGAUUAUGUCAACAUUAAUCGGACCGAACAGUUGAGCCACAUCACUGUUCCAAACGGUCCUCUCAUUUUCGUCGGGGAAUGGACGGUGGCGUGGCAAGUUGAGGAUGCAAGCAAGGAGGAUUACGAGAGGUAUGCGUCGGCGCAGCUGAGGGUGUUCGGGCAGCAACGGUUUGGGUGGGCUUAUUGGACUCUAAAAAAUGUGCAAGACCAUUGGAGUUUGGAGUGGGUGAUUAAGAAUGGUAUUAUUAAGCUUUGAUAUUCACAUUUAGAUUUUGAAACCUCACUCUUUAUCUAAAUCCAAUGAAUAAAUGGAAUUCCUUCCUGUAAUAUUGGUGCAACAAAUCGCAUCAUAACAAUUUCCCUAAUAUUAUAUAUACUUUGCUUUUGCAUAUCA
Molecule: messenger RNA, 1712 nt
Organism: Salvia hispanica
Lineage: Eukaryota; Viridiplantae; Streptophyta; Magnoliopsida; Lamiales; Lamiaceae
Product: putative glucan 1,3-beta-glucosidase A
Biological process (GO): polysaccharide catabolic process; cell migration; establishment or maintenance of cell polarity
Cellular component (GO): cytoplasm; actin cytoskeleton
Molecular function (GO): actin filament binding; hydrolase activity, hydrolyzing O-glycosyl compounds
Source: RefSeq, a predicted model, not a curated record